Penicillium canariense is the source of this 975-nucleotide messenger RNA. RefSeq names its product rRNA 2'-O-methyltransferase fibrillarin family protein. Lineage: Eukaryota; Fungi; Ascomycota; Eurotiomycetes; Eurotiales; Aspergillaceae. Gene Ontology annotation, biological process: rRNA methylation; box C/D sno(s)RNA 3'-end processing. The transcript is spliced from 3 exons. Gene Ontology annotation, molecular function: histone H2AQ104 methyltransferase activity; rRNA methyltransferase activity; RNA binding. The coding region runs from base 1 to 975 and encodes 324 amino acids. The record is from RefSeq and is a predicted model, not a curated record. Gene Ontology annotation, cellular component: box C/D methylation guide snoRNP complex; nucleolus; small-subunit processome.
AUGGCUUUCACUCCUCGUGGCCGUGGUGGUCCCCCUGGACGCGGUGGUGGUCGUGGUGGUGGUCGUGGUGGCUUCGGCGGUGGUGGCUUCGGCGACCGUGGUGGUGGCUUCGGCGGUCGUGGUGGUGGCCGUGGUGGUCCUCGCGGUGGUCGUGGCGGUCCUCCUGGCCGUGGUGGCCGUGGUGGCCCCCGUGGUGGUCGCGGUGCUCCCCGUGGUGGCCGUGGUGGUGCCCAGGGCGCCCGUGGUGGUGCUAAGGUCAUCAUUGAGGGUCACCGUCACGCCGGUGUCUUCGUUGCCCGUGGUGGUAAGGAGGAUCUCCUUGUCACUAAGAACCUGACCCCCGGUGAGGCUGUGUACGGCGAGAAGCGCGUCUCUGUCGAAUCCCCUGCCGGUGAUGAUGGUGCUGUCACCAAGGUCGAGUACCGUGUGUGGAACCCCUUCCGUUCCAAGCUGGCUGCUGGUAUUCUGGGUGGCCUGGACAACAUCUACAUGAAGCCCGGUGCCAAGGUUCUCUACAUCGGUGCUGCCAGCGGUACAUCUGUCUCUCACGUUGCCGAUAUUGUCGGCCCCACCGGUAACGUCUAUGCCGUUGAGUUCUCUCACCGUUCUGGCCGUGACCUGAUUGGCAUGGCUACUCACCGCACCAACGUUAUCCCCAUUGUUGAGGAUGCCCGUCAUCCUCUUCGCUACCGCAUGCUCGUCCCCAUGGUCGAUGUCAUCUUCGCCGAUGUUGCUCAGCCCGACCAGGCCCGUAUCGUUGGUCUGAACGCUCACAUGUUCCUGAAGGAGGGCGGUGGUGUCCUGAUCUCUAUCAAGGCCAGCUGUAUCGACUCCACGGCUGCCGCUGAGGUCGUGUUCACCCGCGAGGUCCAGAAGAUGCGUGAGGAGAAGAUCAAGCCCAAGGAGCAACUGACCCUGGAGCCCUUCGAACGUGAUCACUGCAUUGUUGGCGGUAUCUAUACUCGUGCUACAUAA